AUGCCGAGUCUAAAUGUCACGAUGGUUGGAUCACACGUGUAUGACGCCGUGGAGCAGCGCAUUCGCCUGCGCAUGGACGUCAGGCUCGGCGACUUCUCCUUCCCUUGGGACUUACUACUGCUGCACAAAGAGGGCGCGAUGUACCAGAUCGAUGCUAAGGCCUCCACAUGUGUCAAGAGCUCGCUGGAGCAAGACUUCCAGCCACUGAGUGUGCCCCCUGAUGCCGCCUCAGUUGCCCCAUACACGAUGACAGUGACAGAGUCCGGCUGUAUCCCUGUGAGCUACGAGAUCCAUACUGAAUUAUUUGGCUGUUUCUUCGGGAGGUUUUACAACAACGUGAGAAAUGUGGUAGACCCUGACGCUCUCAAGCCUCCUCCGUACUGUCCCGGUCCAGGAGUCAAGACACAGGGACCCCCAGUGGAUUUCCUCAGCCUCCUGAACAGAGCUGCUAAGUAG
This is a messenger RNA of Knipowitschia caucasica, 456 nucleotides long. Lineage: Eukaryota; Metazoa; Chordata; Actinopteri; Gobiiformes; Gobiidae. The record is from the annotation of a GenBank genome assembly.